Messenger RNA from Hyaena hyaena (striped hyena), 3675 nucleotides. It is a transcript of the gene MOB1A, whose product is annotated as MOB kinase activator 1A. The transcript has 6 exons. Lineage: Eukaryota; Metazoa; Chordata; Mammalia; Carnivora; Hyaenidae. Gene Ontology annotation, cellular component: nucleus; cytoplasm. Gene Ontology annotation, molecular function: protein kinase activator activity. The record is from RefSeq and is a predicted model, not a curated record. Gene Ontology annotation, biological process: hippo signaling; positive regulation of protein phosphorylation. Bases 190 to 840 code for a protein of 216 amino acids.
UUCGGGUCGGCAAGGUGGGGGUGGCGAGCGCAGUAGCUAGCACCAGCAAGACCCCCGGCUCCGAGCAGCGGCGCUCGGUGUUUCCGCUGGCGGAGAUCUGAGGACUGUCCGCUUCCUCGUGGUUCCCGCGCGGGCUCCGAAUCCAGACCGCGGCGGGGGCCAGCGGCCCCUCCCCUCUGAGGAUAGAAGAUGAGCUUCCUCUUCAGCAGCCGCUCUUCCAAAACUUUCAAACCAAAGAAGAAUAUCCCUGAGGGCUCUCAUCAGUAUGAACUCUUAAAACAUGCAGAAGCAACUCUAGGAAGUGGGAAUCUGAGACAAGCUGUUAUGUUGCCAGAGGGAGAGGACCUCAACGAAUGGAUUGCUGUUAACACUGUGGAUUUCUUCAACCAGAUUAACAUGUUAUAUGGAACUAUUACAGAAUUUUGCACUGAAGCAAGUUGUCCAGUCAUGUCUGCAGGUCCAAGAUAUGAAUAUCAUUGGGCAGAUGGUACCAAUAUUAAAAAGCCAAUCAAAUGUUCAGCACCAAAAUACAUUGACUAUUUGAUGACUUGGGUUCAGGAUCAGCUUGAUGAUGAAACUCUUUUUCCUUCCAAGAUUGGUGUCCCAUUUCCCAAAAACUUUAUGUCUGUGGCGAAGACCAUUCUAAAGCGCCUGUUCCGGGUUUAUGCCCAUAUUUAUCACCAGCACUUUGAUUCUGUGAUGCAGCUGCAAGAGGAGGCCCACCUCAACACCUCCUUUAAGCACUUUAUCUUCUUUGUUCAGGAGUUUAAUCUGAUUGAUAGGCGUGAGUUGGCACCUCUUCAGGAACUAAUUGAGAAGCUUGGAUCGAAAGACAGAUAAAUGUUUCUUCUAGAACACAGUUACCCUCUUGCUUCAUCUGCUAGAACUCUCUCAUUGCUAUCUGUUAUAGACUAGUGAUACAGACUUUAAGAGAACAGGAUAAAAAGACACCUGUUGUUUGUAUCUACUGCUAAAAUUGUCCCAAAGGUAGGUUGGCCUAAUCCUUCAGUGAGAAAUUCAAGACACGCCUGAAUCUGAGGCACUAUGUGACCACUCCUGUUAUUGUCAGAGUCAUACUUGGUUGUAAUAUGUGAUGACUAACAUGUAGUCUAUUAGUUUAUUUAUGUUUUUACUGAAGACAGUGUGCUUCAGGUAACAGCAUAAUGCUAUUGAGAAUUCCCAGCAAUAAUUUAUUAACAGGUUUCCAGAGCAAAUUACCUAAUAAUGCAAUCAGAUCAGUUUUAUUCUGCUUUUAUUUACAAACAGAAGAGUUUUUUUAAGUUUCCUUAAGAUUUAGGACAUUUGUGUGUUACUUUGGAUAUCCUUUUAGUUUGAAGUUUGUAUGCUAGUGUUUUUAUAGGUUUUUAUAUAUUUAGAAUAUAUAGAUGUGUUUAUUUUUUCAAAAUCCAUGGUUGCAUUUUAAAUCUUCCUAUCACCUGAGUGGUUGGUAUGGGAGUAACCAGAGUUAUUUCUAAAAUGACUUUAUUUUUUAAUCUUUAUUUGGGAUUUUAUUUACAUAAACCUGUUUAAAUUUUUAGGAGUGUGUAUAUCAGAAAUAAUUUUCUUAAAGCAUGUAAGGAUAGUCUUUUGCAUUUUUAUUUUGAAAUGCUUCAUUCAUUUUAAUUUGAAUAGGUAGCUUAUGGCUGAGAAAAAGACUGCAAAAAAUUAUAACAAAUUUAGGUCUCAGAACCACUAUUCUCAUUCAUGUUUUUCAGAGGCCUUGAAAUUCUGGAUAGGAGAAUGGAAGAAAGUACUCAGAGUACUUGAUUAUUUUCUUUUGAGUGUCCUUUAAAAAAACAAAAAAUAAUUACUUCUACAUGUUUUUAUUGUGACUUGAGACUUAGUUCAGAGUAGUAUAGAAAUACCUAAACUUUAUCCCAAUAGGGGUAAAAGUUAGGGAAGACCAUAAUAAAAAACCUUGAAGGUGUACACAUCUUAUUUUAUAAUGCAGUUUAAGUUUGGUGUGCUACCUUGUGUGUGUGUGUGUGUGUGUGUGUGUGUGUGUGUGUAUGUGUGUUUUGAAAGGAAACAAAAUGGGAGGAAUACGUAAAAAAUCUUACUUCAAGUAGUCCAAGGAUGGAUUGAGUCCUCCUAGGGGUUUAAUCCUGUUUUAAUUGUUUUUGUAUCAAAACUUGAAAUUCUGUUGGGAUAAAAAGAAUCUUCCCCUUUAGUGAAAUAAAGGCCGUUAGGUUUCUAGGAUGUAGUGAACUCCAGCCAGACCAGUGCUGCUCUGAGUUCGUCUGCAUACUGGAUUUCAGAGCUGUGAUUUUUGCAGAGUACUCACCAAUUCCCUUGAUGGUUUUGAUGAAAGGUUAGAUUUGUUAGGGUUUUUUGUUAUUUAUUUUUAUUGUCCCACUAAAGUAUAAAGAAUUGCUUAGGAACUCCAUUUUUAUAAUAAUUCAGUUUCAUAUCCAGAUAUCCAGAAUUUUAAAGGAAAUAAAACAUUUCAUCUAUUUUAGGCUGAAACCAUACAUCAUUUCAGGAAUUAAGAAGUGAGAUAAUGAAUCCCUCAUGAAAAAAAGAGAAAAGCCAUCUGAAACAUUCCACAAUCCAUGUUUUAAGCUUAUCCAAAGGUCCCUGUCAGGUGUCCUGUGUGUUCAUGUUAACAAGAAAGCAGGUUUCUAGAUGCCACCUAGAACAUUAUUGCCUCUCAACUUUGGCUUUAAUUAAGUCUUCAAGGAAUGAAAUUAUAUUUCUCAACUAGGGUUGUACUUUUCAUCAUUUCUAAUAUUUCAUGAUUCUUAAACAAAAGAGUUCUCCCUUUUCUCCAUUUAUUUUCAGUGCCAGGAAUCCGCCCUCUCUUCAUGACUCCCUCCCAAAGUGAACCAAAGGUGGUCACACGCUAGACAUAAAUAAAAAAGUUAUUGCUAAUUUAAGAUUCAGAACGUCCUUUUUAAAAAAAAGAAAAACCGUUACCAGGCUCCCAGGCUAAUCCAACAAUGCACCUAACCAUGAAGUUAACACUGAUUUGUUUACAUCUAAAGCGGGGGAGUAGAGGGCAGGAAGACCGGAGAAUGGGGAGAGGAUGAAGCCCUCCUCACUGGGCUAGAGGGCCAGCAUUUGAGAAGCGUUGGAAGAAAUCAGUCUGUCUCGGACUCUUCUCUCUUGUGGUUUAUCUCCCUGUGCCCAGGGUCUGCCUGUUCUACAUCAGAGGUCACCUCCUGUCGGUGUCUGCUGCUCCUCACCCUUGGGUAGUCAUGGGGUGGAGAGUGCUUGCUAAAUCACGCAGGUUGUCCUAUGGCACUCUCAUUUCUGGGCCUUUAAAAAAACUUUUGGACGAUGAUGUCCAGGUCUUUGUUUAAAUAUUGAAACUUCCUUGUUACUAUGGUUUUUGUUUUGAUAGCCAAAGGUAUCUAUCCUUUCUUCUCCAGACUGUGAAUAGAGUGAUUUUAGAGGGCCACCAGCUAACAAAGUAUUUCCUUUCAUCUUAGACUUGUAGAGCCCUAGCUUCUGUAGCUACCUGCUUGAGAAAUGCAAAUCUGUGCUUCUUCAUCAUGCCUUUGAUAACAAAGCGAAAGCUUCCCUAGUAGGUCAGAGGCAUGAAAAGCAGUUGGUUGGUGCUUUUAACUUUUGCAGACAUUGUUGAGGUUUUCUGAUUAUAACAUUGACUUUUCUCUGUGAGCAGUGGGGUUGUACUAGAAGUGGAGCUUCUAAACAUAACAUCAUUACCUCACC